AUGUUAGAAAAAAUAAAAGAGAUUAUCGUUGAAGAGACUAGGGCUGCUGGACUUGUAAAGAGUGAUAAUGAAUCAAGUAGAUUAAAGAUGGUUUUUUAUUCUAGAAUAAAGAAUACUCAUUCUGUUGACAAGAGUAUUAGUUAUACACUUGAUUUUAUUAUUUAUGAAAAUGAUACAUCUGAAUCUGGAGUUAAAAUUUUUAGGUGUACAUCUAUUGUUCCAUCUAUUGCUUCGGGAAAUGAUAGACUUUUUGGAAAUAAUAUUUCACUUUAUAAAGGAAUGAUUACUUCGGAGAUAUUAAGAGAAGUUACAGGAUUAGUAAAAGAAUUUAAAAGCUUAUCAUCAACAGUUAAUAAUCCAUUUGUCGAUAUCUUUCGGCAGGCGUUAUUGGGAACAAUUAUAGUAAAAUACUUGGCACCUAAAGAUUUUUUAAAUUUAGAACGUCUUAAUUCUACAAUAAGGCAUUCUUUAAAUAAUGGAAUUGCCAGAAAUUAUUGGAUUUUUGCUUUAAAACGUGAUUUUAAUGUUACAGAGAAUACUGCCGACCCAUUACAGGCAUAUAAAUUACAUUAUAGAAGAUUGCUUGCAGAUAGAGCAGCAGAAAAUAGAGCUAAUGCUUUAAUUCAGGAGGCAUUAGAUCCAUUAAGAGUACCACCAAGACGUCCCGUGAACCCAGAUCCAUUUUUUAAUGCAUUUGGUGGGCCACAAGUAGAUCCUUGGAUAGAUGUAAAUAAUCCCUUUAAUUUGAAUCCAUUCCGUAAUCCUGAUGCAGAUUUAUAUCAUCCUGGCAUCGUCCGACAACCAUUCAACAAUGGUCAACCAAGAGGUGAUCCCAGAAAUUUUGGAAGACCAUUUUUUGAUGGAAGAAGUUUUGACAGAAAUGAUAUUAUCUAA
Molecule: messenger RNA, 894 nt
Organism: Strongyloides ratti
Lineage: Eukaryota; Metazoa; Nematoda; Chromadorea; Rhabditida; Strongyloididae
Exons: 2
Coding region: 1-894 (297 amino acids)
Source: RefSeq, a predicted model, not a curated record